UUGAUAAAAACAAUCUCGACAACAAACAACAUUAUGGGCAGUAAGACUAGGAUACUGGUCUAUGCUGGAUUGGCACUACUCUCAAUAUACUUUACCUAUGAUCUCCCAGGUUCUUUAAAUUUUGCACUCAACUUUGGGGCAGGAACUGAUGAAACAAAAAUCAGUCUUUUAUACUCCUUCUACGCAAUCCCAAACAUCGUUUUGCCCUACUUCUUCAGCUAUCUUGCGAGCUGCUCAAAACACGGACUACUGUGUUUGCUUUCAGUCUUUGUCCUAUUGGGUCAGUUAACCUUCACCCUGGGAAUAUACCUAAAUCAAUUUUCAAUAAUGCUUAUCGGACGCAUGUUGCUAGGAAUCGGAGGCGAGUCGUAUUCUGUUGCACAAAAUAAGAUAAUUAUGGAGGAGUUUAAAAUCAAUGAAUUGACAGGCAUAAUGGCGUUCUAUAAUUCAUGUGGUAAAAUUGGAACAAUAUUGACAUUUCUGCUAACUCCUGUUAUUGCUAGCUAUUUUGGUGCCUUGGCGGCUAGUGGGUUUGCAUUGGUUUUGGUGUUUUUUGGUUGCUUUUCAUCAUACAACAGUUAUGCCAGUUAUAAGAAGAUUGGACUGGUGCCAAGCCCUACUGAGUGUCCAUCAAUCGACGCAGAAGAUGUUGUUGAUGAAAAUGUUGCUAUGGUUCAAUGGAGAAGUCCAGGAAGAGGAGCAAGUGGCUGGGUUUGCUGGCCGUUCAAGCUGUUAGUGUUCAUUUGCUUUAUUUUUGGAUGUGUUUGGUCACCAUUCUACAAUAUUGCACCGAUGAUGUUCCACAAAAGAUAUAAAAUGGGUAUAAACACUUCAAGCUAUACUGUUGGCAUUAUUGAGGGCAUUUCACUUGGGAUUCUCUUCGCGGUUAGUCCAGUUGUAGGAAAAAUAGGAAACAAACUUAACCUUGUAGUCCUAGGCUGCUUAAUAUUGAUUAUCGCGCAUUUAGACAUCGUUCUUUGCAGUGUAAAUCCGCUUCGAGCUAUUUUAUUGCUAGGGAUUGCCUCACCUCUUAUAUCAUUUUAUUGGUCAUGUCUGCCCAGGCUCGUUCCUGAGAACAAGCUAUCUUCUGCAUUUGCCAUACUUUUCUGUGCAACUAACCUUGCCUUUGUUAUUUCACCAUUGUGCGUGGCAUUUCUUUCAAUUAAAAACACAACGUACUUGUUGGUUGAAAUUUAUUUAAUUAUACUUUCGUGCAUGUCUUUGAUCGCCCUGCUGAUAUUACUUUUCUUCAACGGUAAAUACGAUCUGAAAUUGAAUGAUGUAAUAGGUUGA
Vittaforma corneae ATCC 50505 is the source of this 1293-nucleotide messenger RNA. RefSeq lists its product as uncharacterized. The transcript has a single exon. Gene Ontology annotation, biological process: transmembrane transport. Gene Ontology annotation, molecular function: transmembrane transporter activity. The record is from RefSeq and is a predicted model, not a curated record. Lineage: Eukaryota; Fungi; Microsporidia; Nosematidae.